UGAAAACUUCUCUUGAAUCUCUCUGAAUUGGAAAAAAGAAACGACGAUACAGAGCAACAGAUUGCGUGUCAGGCUGGAUUUUCAGGUUCCUGAAGCAACAAGAAAGAUGGCCGUUAACUGUUUUUGAAGAAAUAAAAGUCAAGAUAUUUAAAGAAAACACUGGAUUAAAAUACAUUGUUUUGCAUUUACAAAUGGAAUCAUUUGUAGGGGAUUAUUUCCUCUUUUUGUUCCCAUUCGUGCUACUUUUGCUGCUGUCUCUAACUCUCCGCUUGCCCAGAGUGCAUUGUUGGACAGGGCUGGCAGUCAGGGCUUUAAGCUGGAGACUCUGGGUUAUUAUUUGCCUGAUCCUGGGGCUGCCACUUCACAAGAACACCAGUCCAAGGGCUGAAGAGGUCAAAUCAGCAGGGACUGAUAUUUUGUCAGGGUCAGGUCAGAUCUCAGAUGAAUCCAGACUCAUAUGCAAACCCACCGCGCUGGCUAAAUAUCUGCUCCGGCACUGUGGCUCUCUGGCCAAGCCGAGACUGGCCACCUGGCCGAGGGGAGACCCCCACCUCCAGACACUGUCCAGCCUGCUGUGGGGCCAUCAUGGAGAGGCGUUGCAGUUCACUAGAGACAACCUGCUACUGAAAGAUGGGGGAAUCAUAGCUGUGGACUGGGCUGUAGGAACAAAGAUGGGUGAGGCUGCCACAAGAAAGAAGUGGGAUGUGAGGAAGGAGCACCAGUCAGGGGUGAGGGCACCGGGCUGCUUUACCUCAGCACCCCCUGUCCUCCUCCUCAUCCCUCAAUACUGGGGAGGGAUGACCCCCCACUUAAAGAUGCUGUGCCAACAGGCUGUGUGUCAGGGCUUUUAUGUGGUGGUCUUUCACCCUCGGGGCACAGAGGGGUGCCCGCUGACCACAGCACGAGUAACCGAGUUUGGAGACCCAGCUGAUCUCGAGCAGGCGGUGGCUUAUGUCCACAGCCGCCACCCGUCCUCUUUGCUUUUUGCAGUGAGUGAGGGGUCAGGCUCAGGGGUUCUUCUUUCAUAUUUGGGGGAGUGUGGAUCGAGCACGUACCUGACAGCAGCAGCAGCAAUCUCACCUGUGCUUCUCGGCCAGCUGUGGUUUGAAACGCCUAUGCCUCCUAUUUACCGCUGGGGGGCACUGUUUCACCGAAAACAGCAGCUCAGAAGAUAUGCGAGUUCCUUCAGAGGCGUCCGGGAUGUGGAUCGGGUCCUCAGCUCUUCAUCCCUCAGGGACUUUGAGGAAGCACUUUUCUGCUCCCCAGCUCAGCCCCAAUUAAGCCCUUUAAAUUCUGGACUGAGCUCAAGAUCUCACUCCCAGUGGGGCCUGGCAUCUUCAGCAGCCUGGGCGCUGGGUGAGAGGGCUUACCCAGCCAAGGACUGGGAAAGCUACUGGGAGAGAAACGAGCCACUGAGAGAUGCAGAUGAGGUGGCGGUCCCUGUGCUCUGUGUACGCAGCAGUGAUGACCCUCUCCUCCCGCCUGCCUCCACUUUGCCCCUUCCCCUUUUUAUGAGCAAUCCGUAUUUCUUUCUGAUGUUGACAGACAGGGGAGGGCAUUGUGGAUUUGCUCUGGAGGAGCAGGGGGGAGAAAGCUGGAGUCAUAUCUCAGUUCUGGAGUACUUUAGGGUCGUAGCUGAAUUCCUGCGUGGGGAUGAGAGAAACAGGGUGAGUUGGAGUGGUCUAAUGGAAGAAAAUAGUCAGGCUAGGCUGAGGGGCUGGAGCAUGGCUCCUGCUCGUAGGAGAAAAGCCACAGAGAUGAGAAGACCAAGACCACAGGCUGCUGAUCAAUGCGCCAUGGAUGCACAAGAAGGGAAUUUCACCUGGAAGAGGUCCUACACACGCUGAAGGGGAGAGGAUGGAUUAUUCCCAAUUGUGGUAUUGAGAAGAUAAAAGAUAAGUCUUUCAAAUACAAGCAGACAAAAGAAAACUCUUUUUUUUAACCAAGAAAAAAAUGUAGAACUAACGACAUUAGCUGACUAAUGCCUAUUGACAUUUUUUCAAAACACACUGGUCUUCAAAUAAAAGACAUGUU
Molecule: messenger RNA, 2034 nt
Organism: Neolamprologus brichardi
Lineage: Eukaryota; Metazoa; Chordata; Actinopteri; Cichliformes; Cichlidae
Product: protein ABHD15
Biological process (GO): lipid metabolic process
Molecular function (GO): monoacylglycerol lipase activity; short-chain carboxylesterase activity
Source: RefSeq, a predicted model, not a curated record